Molecule: messenger RNA, 4693 nt
Organism: Labrus mixtus (cuckoo wrasse)
Lineage: Eukaryota; Metazoa; Chordata; Actinopteri; Labriformes; Labridae
Gene: plekhm3
Product: pleckstrin homology domain containing, family M, member 3
Exons: 8
Coding region: 615-2969 (784 amino acids)
Source: RefSeq, a predicted model, not a curated record
UAUCAAAAUGACAUAGUGGUAAACACAGUAAGUCGAGCCACAAAAAGUGUCCAUCAGAUGAACUCACAGCCAGCUGACGGCGGGAAAAAAAGGACAUGAAUAAUAAAGUUGAAUUCAGAUCCUCCAGACUUUAUGUCCAGCACCUGAACAUGUUCGUCUGAGCUGAGGGACUUCAUGGUUUUUUUCUUACACUAACUGUGUGUGUGUCUGGUGAAGUCUCAGAGUCUGCCACACAAAUCUGCUUGACUCGGGGGUGGGGGGGGGGGACUCCCAGGCUACUGUAAGUUUCGCUCUGGAAUAAAGCCGACGGUAGCUUUCCCCAGAGAAGUAAUCGACUUUCCCUUCAGAGCUGGAGGCACGGCAUUGCAAAGACAGUGACACUGGACGAAGGCUAUGUCCUGAGGGGAGAGCAGGACUUUGCUUCAGUCAGCAGUUUGUGAAGCCUGCGCUCUGCUUGGGUCUUCCCAUUUUCUGGACGUACCUUAAGGACAUGCACUCGAAAGGCUGACAGCUUUUUUUUGUUUUAAUGGCAAUGUGGAUGCUAACAGGCAUUUUGCGCUCCUUCUGGAAAACCAUUCAGUUGUGAGACUACUGACUCAAGGAAAGGCGCCGCCAUGGAGGGUCUUGCGCAGCUUGACAUGGUGGGCGAUAUCAGCCCGGCUCUUGAGGCCACAGAGGACUUUAUCCACUGCAUGGAUGGGAUACAAGGCCAAGGUCCGAGCCAGGCACAAACAGGGACCCUCCAGCCCUCCAGGCCGCAGAAGCAGCUGCACGAGGUGUCCAGUGCAGCGCUGGGGAAGCUGAGCUCCAGCGGUGUGUGGGGUCUGCUGGCUGGAGAGCAGCCAGAGGUAGGGCCCCUCGGUCUGGCCUGGGCUGACAACUUCAGCGUGUUGGGGCUGGGGAUGGGCCUCAGGCAUGGAAAGAGGAGCCGAGCGCGAUCCACCAACGACCUGGCAGCUCACUCCAAGGAGUGCACCAACAACGCCGCUAACUCCUCAACCAACUCAGCCUUCAAGAAAGGCCACAACCGGUCCAGGUCAGAUGUCCACUACCGGCCGUCUGCAUUCACAGACAACUGUCUGCCCACCGUGGACUGCAACACGCUGAAGAACAUGAUCCUCAACCACGGGGCAGAUAAAAGCAGCAGCAGCAGCACUGUGGUGAAGCAUGGUGCGAUGGAGCAGCGUGAGGGUCCCCGGGGCCGUUGGACAGCCUGCCACGUCGAGCUGACACCCUGCGAGCUCCGGCUCUACACUCUGGACAGCAGCGCCAACCGGCAGCUGGGAACCGCCUACUCUCUGUCACACUGCCAGAGCGUCAUCUCGCCAGCUCCCUGCAGCCAGCCGGGCCAGAUCACCCAGCCCGCCGAUCAACGCACGCUGCAGGCUUUGUUCUUCAACAGCACGCGUCUCCAGCUGAGGGCGGCCAGCCAAUGGGAGGCGAUGGAGUGGAGGCGGUUGAUGUGGGAGAAGGUGCAGGCAGUCAGACCUGUGAGGCAGGAGAACCGCCAGCGUAAGAGUGGAUCAGAACACCAACCGGUUGUAAAGUUUCAUGCGCCCAUGUCCCCCUCUUCAUCGCCGUCUCCUUCAGGGCUCGACACCAGGCCUGAUGGAGACAGCGACACCCCCACCUCCGCAGAGGCGUUGCUCUCUCAGCAGUCUCUUCCUGGUGUCCUGAGCAGACCCACCACCCUUCCUUUGUUCACCCAGCGCUGCCAGGACGUCCUCAAAGCUGGUCUGCUCCACAAGCUGAUGGAUCAGAACAACUGGAGAGCCUUCACCUUCGUCCUGACUAGGUCUGCUCUCCGGGCCUUUGCCACAGAGGGCCGAGGGUCUGUGUCCCAGCCUUUGCUUCAGUACUCUCUGUCCUCCUGCUCGGCUGUGCAGCACGAUCAGGAGCCAGAGAACGGAGAGCAAUGGACGGAUAGAGGUGAUAGUUUCCAGGUAGUUUUCCCGAAAGAGGUGCUCCGACUGCGGGCAGAUGAUCAGAUCAAGGCUCAAGAAUGGGUGGAGGCCCUGCAGGAGGCAGUCGGAGCGCAGAGGCCCGCCCGAGAAGAGGAAGGAGGACCGGGGGAAGGAGCUCCAGGCCUCCAGGGGGUGCUAUUGAGAUCGAAACCAUCCAGAGAGAGGAGACAGAGGGAUGCCCAGAGAGCCAAGAGGCAGUCAGUCACCACCAGUUUCCUCAGUAUUCUCACCUGUCUGGCUGUGGAGAAGGGGCUCACCGCUCAGAGCUUCAGAUGUGCAGGUUGUCAGCGUCCGGUUGGUCUCUCCAGAGGGAAGGCGAAGGUCUGCUGCUACAGCGGCUGGUACUACUGCCACAGCUGCCAUCAGGACAACUCCUUCCUCAUCCCAGCACGCCUACUCCGCAACUGGGACACCAGCAAGCACAAGGUGUCCAAACAGGCCAAGGAGUUCCUGGAGUUUGUGUACGAGGAGCCCCUGCUGGACGUCCAGCAGCUCAAUCCCUGUCUGUACGAGCACUGUGAGGCUCUCAGCACUGUGCUGCGUCUCCGUCAGCAGCUCCAGUCGCUGCGGGCCUACCUGUUCAGCUGCAGAGCGACUGUGGCUGAGGACCUCAGACGAAGGAUCUUUCCCAGGGAAUACCUGCUACAGCACAUCCACCUUUACUCCCUGGCUGACCUGCAGCAGGUGAUUGACGGGAAACUGGCUCCCUUCCUCGCCAAGGUGAUAAAGUUUGCCAGCUCUCAUGUUUUCAGCUGCAGUUUGUGUCGAGAGAAAGGUUUCAUCUGCGAGCUCUGCCAGAACGGACAGGUCAUCUACCCUUUCCAGGAGAACGCCACCAAGAGGUGUGACGGCUGCGGCGCCGUGUUCCACGCCGAGUGUCGGCUGAAAGCUCAGCCGUGUCCUCGCUGCGUCAGGCGAGAACUCCACCACAAAAGGCCGUCCUCCUUCUGGUCUCCGGACGACGACAGCCCCGGCUGCUUCCACCUGCCCUACCAAGACACCUGAGACACACACACACACACACACACACACACACACACACACACACACACACACACACACACACACACACACACACACACACACACACACACACACACACAUAGACACAGAAGUGCCUGUUUUGCUGAUUUGUGUGUGUCUCUGGAACAAAUUGAGGGAGCAGAGGACGAGCACGGAGUAUCUAAUGGAUCUUCAGGUUUGUGUUUGAGUGGACUAAACAAAUCCUCCCCCCCCCCCCCUUUGUCCUACUGUAAAAAAAAAAGAAGAGGAAGAAAAGCACGCUGCACCAGACUCUACUCUCUCCCUACGAGUAUAGUCAUACAUCACACUUCUAAAUCCUCACCCCUUCAGCACAUCUCUGUUUCUUGUUUCAGGGGUUCAACAUAUCAAAUCACAACUGAUCAGCUGAAACAAUUCAAAGUUAAAGUUGGAACGUUUUCUGGAUUUACUCAAAGCAACGUCUUGCAGCUGCCUCCAAAGUCCCACUGACGUUUAAUAAGAUAACUGUGAAUCCAAGGACAGAAAAUGGAUGAACUUUCUCGCAGAUUAUUCCCAGGGUGCAACUUUUUUCAGGGUUUCAUCUGCUGGUUAACCCAAAAAAAAUGGUCAUUUAAAAAACGCAUCUUGUGUCUCUGGUAACAUGCGACGGGUUUUUAUCUUUGUUAACGGAAUAAUAUGAGGAAACAAACUCACUCAUUAUGAAAGAAGCUUAAAUAAUCUGAAGCCUUGGAGGGACGCGUUUGUUUACUUCUUUACACAGAAAAAAAGCAGCUGCUGUGAUGAACGUGGAUACAUGUCAGGAAAAUAUUUAAGCCUCAUUUUUCCGAGUAUCUGUUAAAGAUUCAUAACUUAUAAGUGUUCAGAUCCUUAUCUUUUUCAUCAUGAAAUUGUGUCUCACUGUCCUGCUCUGUCCAGCGAACCUAAAAAGGGAAUUUUUGUGCAAAAUGCUGCAGCUAUGGAUGGUGAACACUUCAUUUAUCUGACCCUUUUCACUCAUUUAUCUGACGCGUAGAUUCGGUAGGACAACGACAUCCUUUGAAUAUGUAACUCAAACUUCAGGAGAUGUGAUGUGUUCACUGUUAUUAAUAAGUUUAAGAUAACAAGCGUUUCAUCAAUAAGGGGAAAAAAACUGACUGAAGCCUCCUUUCAGUUGGACUUAAAGUCUCGACCCAUGACAUCAUCGCCCCCUCUCUCAGACUACAAACUCAAGUGUGACUCGUAGUCUCUGAACAGUGUCAAGCUUUGAUUUAUUAUUACAUUUAUAUAGAUUUAUACUGCCGCAUCAAAUCUACACGGUGGGUUCAUGUAGCCUGACCUGCACCUCCUCAAAAGUGUGAGUAAAGCCCUGUGAUUGGUCCCCUGGAUAGCAUCUAUUUCCUGCUUUUACAACAUUACGCCGUUUUCAAAAUUCAGCCGAAAAGAAGAACGCUAGACCGCUGUUCAUCAGCUCCAUCUGCAACAUACUACGCUCAGUUUCAGUCGCUAUGAUUUCCUGUGCACAAACAGUCAGAGAAUGAGGCGGAACGGGACACUGGCGGUAUAACUAGCGAGGUAAUCGCACUGCCAAUCACAGGGCGGCGUGUUAGAGAGCAAGUUUGUAGUGCUCACGAUGGUGUAGGCCACUACAGCGUAAAUCAAACUCAGAAGUAUAAAUCAUGCUGAAGACAUAAGAGCUCAACGGAACUCAUACAGGAGGUGUUUAGUUGUAUUUCUGGGAAAUGUAGUUU